AUGGAUAUAACAACCACAUUACCAAUUAAUCCCACCACCAUCGCUACCGAUACAGCUUCUACUUCCACAUCUAACAAUGCUACCACAGCAACCUCUUCUACUAACGGAAAAUUUCCCUCGGUGGAAGGACGCGAUCCCGCUUAUUUUUCAUACUAUGCCAUGCUCCAGCAUCAGCAAAACAUGCUUCAAGAUACUGUACGUACUUCGACUUACCGUUCAGCCAUAUUGAUAAAUGGUCCAGCGUGCUUUCAAAAUAAAUUGAUUUUGGACGUUGGUGCUGGAUCGGGGAUUCUAUCGUAUUUUGCGGUUCAAGCAGGCGCAAGCAAGGUCUAUGCUAUAGAAGCUUCUCAAAUGGCCGAAAAAAUGAAGAAAAUCAUCGAUGUUGCAAAUUCUUCUGAUUUGAAUUCCUUGGGUAAAAAUUCAUUUUUGAAAAAUAAAGUUGAAGUGAUUCAAGCAAAAAUCGAAGACUCAAAUUUACAAAUUCCACAAGUUGACACCAUAAUUUCUGAACCAAUUGGUGUUUUAUUAAUACAUGAAAGAAUGUUGGAAAGUUAUUUGUAUGCAAGAGAUCAUUAUUUGAAACCUGGCGGUUCUUUAUUCCCAUCAAGUGGCACAAUCCAUUUGGCACCUUUUACCGAUGCUGCUUUGUGGAGCGAAACAAUGGGAAAAGCUAGAUUUUGGGAACAACAAUCAUUCUAUGGUGUAGACCUUUCCUCGUUAUACUCGGAUGCAAAAGAUGAAAUGUUUGUAACGUUGGAAGAACUUCAAGAUUUAACAAUACCUUUUUACUGGCAAGCAUCCUACACUGGUAUCAUUCAUGGGAUAGCAGGAUGGUUUGAUUUGUAUUUUACUCCGCCACCAUUCGUCAUUCCACAAAGCGGUCAAAUAUUCAUGUCGACCAGUCCAACAUCAGAGCGCACUCAUUGGCAACAAGUCAGAUUCUUGUUGAAAGAACCAUUGGCUGUCAAUGCUGGUCAGACCAUUCAAGGUUGGAUGAGAUGUGUGGUCAAUGACAUGCGUUCUUAUACUAUAGAAAUUGAAAUUUUAGCUGGUGAUGGCGGUACGGGGUAA
Molecule: messenger RNA, 1071 nt
Organism: Entrophospora sp. SA101
Lineage: Eukaryota; Fungi; Glomeromycota; Glomeromycetes; Entrophosporales; Entrophosporaceae
Source: the annotation of a GenBank genome assembly